AUGAAUAUACUCGACUUGCCUGAUGAAAUUUUACUUUGUAUUUUAAACAAACUGAAUAAUAUUGAUAUACUCUAUUCACUUGUGAAUGUAAAUCAACGAUUUGAUAGAUUAGCACUUGAUUCUAUUUACAUUCGUGAUCUUGAUUUUACAGUUAAUGAUAUAUCUGAAGAAUGUCAUCAAUUUUUCGAUCGAUUUUCUACAAGUAUCUUACCUCGAAUUCAUCAUCAAAUAAAAAAACUUACUCUUGAACAAUUUUUAAUAGAACGUCUUCUAUAUAUUGUUGAUUAUCCUCAACUUUAUUCAUUAUCACUUGUUUUUUCUCAACCGGAAACAAUUUUUAAAUAUUUAAUAGGUGAUACAAUACUUAUUCGUCUUCUUACUAAACAAAUUACUCAUUUUAAUCUAAAGAUCAAUUCCAGAACAAUUGAAUCAUUUGAUAGAUAUGAACCGACUUUGUUUGCAAUGAUAUUAUCAUUUGCCAAAUGUUUAACCGAUUUCACUUUUCUACAAUCCAUUCGAGAUCCUUUAAUAAAUUCAAUUUUUAAUCUAUUUUCAACAAAUUGUGUAUCGUCAACUUUGACUAAAUUAAAAAUUGAGGUUAAUACUCUCGACGACUGUCUUUAUAUUCUUGAUGGACGAUUCGAUUGUUUAUCGACAUCAAUUAUUGAUAUAGAAACAAUUGGACCUCAAUUAUGGAAUAUAGAUACUACAAAAAAAAUUUCAAAAUUGAAAUAUUUUUCAUUAACUUCGACUUCAAGAACAUCUUAUUAUCAUGAACUUGUUCCAUUAUUUCGUCGAAUGACAAAUCUCGAAGAAUUAACAUUAUUUCUUUUCGUGAAAAGAAUCAAAUCGACUUAUAUUGAUGGAAUUCAUUUAAAUGAUGAAAUUCUCAUUCAUAUGCCACGAUUAAAUAAAUUUACUUUUAGUAUAACUACUCUUGUUUGUAAUAGAAACAGCAAUAUUAUCCUUCCUUCAAAUGAUGAUAUUCAACGUAGUUUUAUUGAAAGAAGAUAUCAACAAAUUGGUUCAUAUGCGGAUGAUAAUACAAUGAAAAUUAGAGCUCGAUGUCAUAUUUAUUCACUUCCAUAUCAAUUUGAUAUGUUUCAUAAUGUGACUAAUUCUUUUAAAGGUGCCAUAUUUGAUAAAGUUCGAUCGGUGAUAAUUAUUGAUGAUAUACGUCCUUUUGAAUAUGAAUUUUUCCAAAUUAUCUCACAAUCUUUUCCUUUUCUUCAAACAUUAUCGAUACAAAAUAAUGAACCACAAAAAUAUAAAAAAUAUUCAUUUAAAUUCAUUACAUUUCCUCAUCUUAAUGUUCUCAAUCUUGAAUUGGCACACAUUGAUUAUAUUGAACAAUUUCUCUUUGAAAGAAAGAUUCAUUUACCUUGUUUGUUACAUCUCACAAUCCAAUAUGAUUCAUUAGUUAUGAUAACAAACAAUUUUACCAAUAAUCCAACAUAUUUCAAUUUUGCAAAGUUGAAAACUCUUCUUACAGAUAAGGCUUUUGUUCGUCCAGAAAAUUUUCAUUUAUAUUUUCCUCGAUUAUAAACAUUGCUUUUCUCAUAUACUUUUCUAAUAAAACGAGAAAAUAACGUAUAUUCCAUAAUCAUAAUAAUCACAAUGUAGAAAUAAUUGAUUUGUCAAAUAAUAUUUAUAUGAUGGAGAAGUAGAGUCUGUCGGGUUGAUCCCAGACUUGGACUCGCUCCAGUUCGUGUUGGAUUCGCAUCUCAAAACUUGCUGAUGACGGGUAAAAUUCAACGUUUGAAGCUCGUGAUUUUGUUAUAAUAGAUGAAUUUCAAUGUCUUAAUUAGCCGGAUUUUCUAUCCAGUCUUAGUUAUUUAAUUCCAAAAAUAACACCGGCUGCCCUAGUCUAUGCUGUUUAUUAAGAUCCAAAUACAUCAUUUAGAAUCUCAGAUGUUUAUUGAACGUUGUUUUAUGAUAAUAAUGUUGAAGAAAAAUAAAUGAAGAUAAAUGAAAAAAAAAUCAACAAACAGAGAAAAAGGAAAUCAAUAAAAUAGCGAAGAAAAAAUCAACAAAUAGAGAAGAAAAAACCAAGAUCAUGUAAUCAAACAAACUCAAAGUUAGUCCAACAGUUUAUUUGUUUUGAUUGAUUGAAUAUUUAUGAUUGAUCAACAUGUAAAGUAAAUGCAG
Messenger RNA from Rotaria sordida, 2148 nucleotides. Lineage: Eukaryota; Metazoa; Rotifera; Eurotatoria; Philodinida; Philodinidae. The record is from the annotation of a GenBank genome assembly.